CAAUAAAAACAUGAAGAAAAUCAAAUUCAAGAGGACCCUUAUAAUGGUUAAUCUCAAGAUGUUUCCACUUUUCCUCGCUCUGACGUUCGUGGUCACAAACAAGGUGUUUGCUCAGCACAUUCCGACCACCCUCGAAGGCCCCUUCCCGCCGGUGACCCGCCGUUUCGACGCCUCUCUGCGCCGCGGCAGCGAUGACUUGCCCAUGGAUCAUCCUCGUCUCAGGAAGAAUGUCACCUCUAAUUUCCCUGACCAGAUUGCUCUUGCCUUGUCCACCCCUUCCUCCCUCUUUGUUUCUUGGAUCACUGGGGAUGCAAAGAUUGGGGUGAAUGUGACUCCACUUGAUCCCACCUCUGUGGGUAGUGAGGUGUGGUAUGGGAAAGAGAGUGGCAAAUACACCUCCAAGAAAAGUGGGAUUUCUUUGAUUUACAACCAGCUCUAUCCAUUUGAGGGGCUCUUGAAUUACUCCUCUGGCAUCAUUCAUCAUGUCAAAAUUGAUGGGCUUGAGCCUAGGACAAAGUAUUACUACAAGUGUGGGGAUAGUUCCAUUGAUGCAAUGAGUGAGGAGCAUGUGUUUGAGACAAUGCCUUUACCCAGCUCUGAGAACUACCCUUGUAAGAUAGCAGUGGUUGGAGAUUUAGGCCUCACUAGCAACUCCACCACCACCAUUGAUCAUCUCAUUUCUAACAAUCCCUGUCUGGUUUUGAUGGUUGGGGACUUGACAUACGCGAAUCAGUACCUCACCACCGGAGGGAAGGGCGCCUCUUGCUACUCGUGCGCCUUUCCUGACUCGCCCACAAGGGAGACUUACCAGCCGCGUUGGGACGGGUGGGGGAGGUUUAUGCAGCCCUUGACGUCGAGGGUGCCUAUGAUGGUGAUCCAAGGGAACCAUGAGAUUGAGCCUCAAGCGAAUGACAUGUCGUUUGUUUCGUAUACGAGUAGAUUCUCUGUCCCGGCAGAGGAGUCGGGUUCGAACACCAAAAUGUACUACUCUUUUGAUGCAGGAGGUGUGCAUUUUGUGAUGUUGGGAGCUUAUGUGGACUACAAUAAGACAGGUGAUCAGUAUGCUUGGCUGGAGAGAGACCUUGAGAAUGUGGACCGUGGCACGACCCCGUGGCUGGUGGCCGCGUGGCAUUCGCCUUGGUACAACAGCUACUCGUCUCACUACCAAGAGUUCGAAUGCAUGAGGCUGCAAAUGGAAGCACUUCUCCACAAAUAUGGAGUUGACAUUGUGUUUUCUGGUCAUGUGCACGCGUACGAGAGGAUGAAUCGGGUCUACAACUACACGUUGGAUCCGUGUGGGGCCUUGUACAUCACGGUUGGGGAUGGGGGAAACAUUGAGAAAGUUGAUGUUGAUCACGCGGAUGAGGAGGGGAAGUGCCCUUCUCCAAGUGACAACGUGCCCGAGUUUGGGGGCGUGUGCCACACAAAUUUCUCGUUUGGAGCGGGGAAAGGCGGAUUCUGCUGGGACAGGCAGCCCGAGUGGAGUGCCUUUAGAGAAAGCAGCUUCGGACAUGGCGUGCUCGAGGUUGUGAACUCGACUUACGCACUGUGGACUUGGCAUCGGAACCAGGAUAUCUACAAGGAGAACAGCCGAGGCGAUCAGAUUUACGUCGUUCGACAGCCUGAGCUGUGUUUGGCUGGAUCUAAGAAAAUUGGAGUGUCCCCUGCUUUGGCACCAUCAUCAAAUGCUGCUGCUGUUGUUGCUGCCUUUACCAGUCCUUUGCUAGUUACAAUUUUGUAUCACUUGCUUGCUUUUUCUCUCCAAACAUGUAUGAUUUGAAGCAAGAACAUGUAUCCAAAAUCAAAUUCCACUAACUUAUUUAAAUCCACAUUCUAUUGUCAU
This is a messenger RNA of Salvia hispanica, 1843 nucleotides long. It is a transcript of the gene PAP23, whose product is annotated as purple acid phosphatase 23. Lineage: Eukaryota; Viridiplantae; Streptophyta; Magnoliopsida; Lamiales; Lamiaceae. The record is from RefSeq and is a predicted model, not a curated record. Gene Ontology annotation, molecular function: metal ion binding; acid phosphatase activity.